AUGGCUUCGCCGGGCGAGCUUUCUCCCAACAAACCCUCGGAAGGCUUCUACACAUGCCAGGAUGAUCUUUGGAGCGCCCAUUUCCUGUUUCCCAAAGUUGGCGAGGUAACUGGCCAAGCUUUCUACUUACACCUCCAAAACUGGGGUAUUGAGCUCCCUGUUCUCCACGGUGGAUACGAGCAAUUUCUCAAGCUGCAAGCACUUUUCUGGCGGAAAAGUACCGGUGUCAACGAGCUAGACCAUGAGUCUCCAGGGCCUUCAAACGUCACCCAGGCACACCGCUGGACAGAUGAUCAGGAUCUGGCCGAGCACAUAAGGCAUGUCACACAUGCGCUCGAGGGUAGAGGAUCCGGGAAAAUAUACCAAACCAAAGGCGAUCUCAUCUUCGUCGUUCAUGAUGACUCUGAGAAAUACUGCAGCAAUCUUUCCUGCCCAGGAGCAGGAUCGAAGGCGGCUGAAAGACUCGAAAGCUCUCUUGCAAUUACGCUCGAACCGCUCCUCGAUUGGGGAACUGUUAAACCAGCUUCAGACGUGCGUGUGGCUUCCGAUAGAAUCUUCGCCUUUCGCCGCAACGGACCGAGGAUGAACGAUCCGUUGUGGACUCAGCAGGUCAAAAAGCUGGUGCCCAAGCAGACACGCACCUACUGCCUAAAUUGUCUAGAAGAACUUAUGAACAGACAGGCGGAGGCGCAAUUCAUCAUCGAUCGGUCUGUAGGUUAUCCUCGUGGAGCUGGAAAUCACUAUUACUCCGUUCAGCCUAUCCAGCGUCCAUCUUCUAAAAGCGAACUCUACGACCUGAGGGAGGGCGGCGAGUUUGUAGAUGAUUCGAGCUCUGAGGGACUGGUUUCUUCAACUGCUGGCUCGCUACAUCUCGAUGGCGUCGCGGAUGGGAUUUCAUACGCAAAGUCCCGUGACUAUACAUCCACCAAGACGAACGUUCAGGAGUGCUCUUGGACGGCCGAGGACAACCUCUUCCUCGUUGGGGAUACAGUCGGUGGCAAAGGAUCAUCUCGUUCACAGCGCCUUUCACGCUCAUUCACCGCACCAUCCGGUCCGACCAGAGUCGACAGUAUUCACUCCCAACUAUCGUCUAGUAGCUAUUCUCACUACCCUGUCCCUCUGAACAACUCGCGGCCGCCAACCCCUGAAACAUCAAGAACCAGCACUUUCGUCUAUCGAGACCCGACAUCCGCACGACAAACUCUCCUGAAAGAGAGUGUUCCUGAUUUUGGCAGUAGUACUCACAGAUUUGGCAGUAGUACUCACAGAUUUGGCCGCGAAAUAGAUACUAACGCUGUCCGUCGUUUCUUCACCAAUCACCGGAUCAGGCGAGAAAACAUGUCAAAAGCGAAGGACACCAAUACCCGCAACUCCGAUAUCCGUAACUUUUUCACGCCAGUAAACCACCUGAGACCAGUAACACCCAAACGCGCGGUCAAGACUAAGAACGUGCAUUACGGAGAAUCGGAUUUGAGUGACGCUGUCUCUGACAUCGCGAAAGAAAUUGAUGAUUCAGACGCGCCAGACGCGGAGUACACGCCCGUCAAGAACAAGGGGAAGGCCAGGUCAAAGUCGGUAUCGCCGAAAAAUAGAACACUGUCGCCGAAGAAGAAGACAUCAAGUCCGCCGUCAAAGCCCAUUGAGAAAGCGCAGCCAUCGCACGUACCUGUCUACCGUAAACGCGACCCAGCUACCGACAACUCACCCCCAUUCGGUGUCGCUCAAGCAGCUUUCGAAGCCCACUACCAACACACCCCCUCGAAAAGCGACCUAAUUUGUUCUUGCCGCAAACCCGCCCGUACCAACGAAGUCUUGAUCACACAAUGUGUAAACAAGGAUUGCAAAGUGCGCUGGUACCACAAAGACUGCCUGAGCACCAGGGGCAAGCUGCAAGCCAGGCACGGAACCUACCUCUGCGAGCAAUGCCAGAACGAGAAGCACUACACGGAUUUAUCUCGAGCCAACGGAUGGACCACAAAGAAAUUGGUGCAGGACGAGAUAGGGAUGCCGUUUACGGGGCAAGAGAUGGCGGGUACACUUGGCAACACAGGUAACUUCCGGGCGAUUACGAAUCCGUAUGGUCUUGCAACUACAACUGCGACGGCUUCGGCUACCACGCUCUCCCCCUUCGCGAAACCAUUCACUCCAGGUGGUAUGACUGCGACGGGCGCGGCGGCGUUGGGUCGUCUUGCUGUGGGCUCUGAACCUUCCCUUGGGUUAGAAACUUCACGACCGUACUUUGUUACUGAGGCAUAUACGAGAGGUGGGGAGCAUAGGCGUCUCGCGGAUGAAGAGUACGAGAACGCGCAGAUACAUGUGUAUGGAUGUCAAUCUGAUGAGUGGGAUGAGGAGAUGGACGAAGGUGAUGAGGAGGAAGAUGAAGAUGCGUGUCAGGCUCAUUACCCGUUGUAA
Messenger RNA from Alternaria atra, 2412 nucleotides. RefSeq lists its product as uncharacterized. The transcript has a single exon. Bases 1 to 2412 code for a protein of 803 amino acids. The record is from RefSeq and is a predicted model, not a curated record. NCBI's taxonomy places the organism in Eukaryota, Fungi, Ascomycota, Dothideomycetes, Pleosporales, Pleosporaceae.